This is a messenger RNA of Rubroshorea leprosula, 1025 nucleotides long. The record is from the annotation of a GenBank genome assembly. Lineage: Eukaryota; Viridiplantae; Streptophyta; Magnoliopsida; Malvales; Dipterocarpaceae.
CUUCCUCUUUCUUUCUCUCUCUCUUUCCUCUCCUACUAUGCUUGAUUAGAUGCCAGUUUGUCCCAGAUUUGAGAAAGAUACAUGAAAAAUUGUCCUUGAUGAUGAGGCUUACCUUGGAAAGCAUUUCAUUCUUCGGAAUGGGUGGCAUCGGAAAUUUUGUUUCUUAUCUUCUGCGAUGGAAUAUAGAGCUGGGAGUCGUUCUGCAAUGACGAAAUCUAGUUAUUUUUUACAACAUCUCAGAAGAUGCAAAAAAAAAAUCUCAAGAGGAUUGUGCUGGUUUACCACUUGCCAUGCCAAUCUAUAAGAGAUUUUAAUGCAUAUGGUAGGGCAAUACCUUAUGUAGCAUAUGGUAGGGCAAACCUCUAUCUAUACCGAACAAGCACUAGGCGCUAUGUGCUCUUAAUUUUUUUUCCUAUGUUUGCUUCCAUGUACCAAGGUUUUAGACUUUCAUUUAGUCUUAGAAUGUGACGAAUAAUGAACUGUAUACCAAAAACCUGAAGUUCCAAGAGUGGAGGCAAAAAGGAAAGUAAAAUGUAGUUCAUUCAAGUACUUGGAUAUAUUUAUCAUCUGUACUAAAAAAAUGUGGACUCUUCUAGCCCCUUCCCUAAUUCUUGUAAAAUGUUCACACAUAGAAUUUUCACAAGUUUUCCUGCAGCUAUUGAUGUCAUUUCUUUGCCACUUAUUUUCCCUUAAGGGAUGGUGGAAGUUGUCACUUUAACAACUUCUUUGCAUUGGGAGAAGUCUUCAUCUAUAACUACAGCAUAAAAUGCUGAUGUUGGACAUCAUGCGGGUGAAAGCAAGAAAUCACCAGGACCUGCACUUUGAUGAUGCUGUCAGUUGCGCAAGAAUGCUAAGAAGGGUUGAUUUAGGGAAGGGAGAGGAGAUCUUCGCACUUGCUGCUGAUUUGAGGAAGUGAUCCAAAUGGACAUCCAAGUCAGAGAUAACCAUCAUAAAGAAGAAUAAAAUGUUAUUAAGCUAGAAACGGCAUUGGUGGUGCUUAGUCUGAAUAAAAGAUGUGCUAACAA